AUGGAAAGUUGUCUAAAAACCACCCUCUCUACACCAAUGACUAUUUCAACACCUACCGAAGAAUCCGAAAACUCGAACUCUCAUUCGACAUUGUCGUCUCAACUUAGUCCCACAAGUGUUUUAGCUCAUCAGCCGUCUCACCGAGUGGUGCUUACUCCUUGCGCGGCUUGUAAGAUACUGCGACGCAGGUGUAUCGAAAAAUGCAUGUUGGCACCUUAUUUUCCUCCAACUGACCCUCACAAGUUCACCAUUGCACAUAGAGUAUUUGGAGCAAGUAACAUUAUUAAAUUGUUGCAGGAACUUCCUGAAUCGCAUCGAUUAGAUGCUGUUAGCAGUAUGGUGUACGAAGCAAAUGCAAGACUUCGAGACCCGGUUUAUGGUUGUGCAGGCACAAUUUGUCACCUACAAAAGCAAGUAAGUGACCUCCAAGCCGAAUUAGCAAAGGCAAAAGCAGAAAUGGUCAAUUUGCAAUGUCGACAAUCGAGUGUCUUAGCUCUAAUCCGUAAGCAAAUGGAACAUCAACAGCCACCACUUCUUCCACCAGUCUUAUCAUCACCACAACAACAUCAAAAUCUUUAUGACAACAUAAUAUUUUUUGAUGAUAAUGCAAAUCUUAGCAAUCUUGAGUCUAUUUGGAUAUGAACUCAAGAGUUAAUGGUAUAUCGCUCAAAACCCGGCCCGUUUAGAACAGAGAACUGGUAUGAUCAAGUGGCACAAGACUUUUCCUAACAAAUUAAAGAUCAAAUGUAGUGUAUGAAAAUUUAUUAAACCUAAUCAGGAUGUAUGUUGCUAAUAA
Erigeron canadensis is the source of this 796-nucleotide messenger RNA. RefSeq names its product LOB domain-containing protein 1. Bases 1 to 642 code for a protein of 213 amino acids. The transcript is spliced from 2 exons. NCBI's taxonomy places the organism in Eukaryota, Viridiplantae, Streptophyta, Magnoliopsida, Asterales, Asteraceae. The record is from RefSeq and is a predicted model, not a curated record.